UCUAUCAAGGAGAACCGGAGUAAGAGGCAGAAGAACACUGAAGCGUCCAGCGAAAACCAGAGAGCCACCAAGUUUGAUGUUUUUCCAUUAACAAUUAUCCUAUGUUAUGAGACAAAAGUGAGCACCAAGCACUCGUGGAACAGAGGACUGGAUUGGCUCUGUCGAUGGCACUCUUCACAUGCAACAGGAAAAACGACUUCAUCGUUCAAUUGUCCACCACUGAAAGACACAAUGGAGAGCAGCAGUGAAAGGACCAGUAUGAGUCAGGCCUCCGGUACCGACUCACCGGUGACCCGGCAUGAUGAUCGUGUGGCGGCGUUAGCAGAGGAGAGUAUGUUGAACGAUGGGACGGAGCGGGACAUGCAGGAGGACAUGUCCCACAAAAUCCUGUCCUCCUUCCUCAACAACCUGGAAGACCGACAGUUGGAGCCCGCCCGGGACAGGAUGAGACAACCUGUUAACCUGGGUGUGCUGUCCUGCAACCCCAGCUCCAACUCUGGAGUCAUAGAAAUAAUGACUUUCCUCCACCAGUUUGUGCCGGUGAGGGACAACAAACUGCUGCCCAUCCUUUGCUGUGGGGAUGGUCUGAGCGUGGAGAGGAUGACCAAUUGUCACUGUGCACGGAAUACCGGAGAGACACCUUCCGACCGAGUGGAGGGACUCAUACCUACCCCACAGGAGUUCCACCGUGAGAUGAUCUUGCUACAGGACACAAUGGAUCUACUGUACAUCCACGAGAGUGAUUUUGCGAGAGGCACCAUCGCUCAUCUGAAAAAUGACUUUGACCACAGGUCAUUUAAAAAACAAGUGUCAGCAAAUGUCCAGCAUUCUUGGGACAUGAUGGAAACAAGCAAGAGAGCAUGGUGCAGUGCAGCAGCUCUAGCUGCAGUGCUGGCUCCAUCUCUCUUGUGCAGGCCUUUCCCAAGCCCCAGAGGGAGACUGGUUCUGUAG
Molecule: messenger RNA, 951 nt
Organism: Epinephelus fuscoguttatus (brown-marbled grouper)
Lineage: Eukaryota; Metazoa; Chordata; Actinopteri; Perciformes; Serranidae
Exons: 5
Coding region: 232-951 (239 amino acids)
Source: RefSeq, a predicted model, not a curated record